Encephalitozoon intestinalis ATCC 50506 is the source of this 735-nucleotide messenger RNA. Its product is annotated as U1 snRNP protein. The transcript has a single exon. Gene Ontology annotation, biological process: mRNA splice site recognition. Gene Ontology annotation, molecular function: mRNA binding. Gene Ontology annotation, cellular component: U2-type prespliceosome; U1 snRNP. The coding region runs from base 1 to 735 and encodes 244 amino acids. The record is from RefSeq and is a predicted model, not a curated record. NCBI's taxonomy places the organism in Eukaryota, Fungi, Microsporidia, Unikaryonidae.
AUGACAGAUCGAGCAAGGGAAGUUCUUGACAUGCUUCUUGGGCGGGAAAGAGACAUCUACAACCCUGACAAGCUAUCUUCGGAGAGGAGAGACACCUGCAUAUACAUGCUUGCUUCGUUCUGCCCAUUUGAGUUGUUCCGCAACACGAGAAGAAGCAUUGGAAAGUGCAGAUAUGGUAACCAUGAGGAAUAUUACCGGGCUGAAUACAACAAAAAUGGAAGAAAGAGGGCUGAAGAGUAUGAAUGGGAGCUCCUUCGUUUACUUGUUGAGAUUGUUUUGGAUGUUCGAAAUGUUGCCAAGAAAUGCACUGCUUCUGAUACUUCAGAUCUUCCUCUGCUUGAGAGAAUAAAAGAAAAGGAGGAGUUGUUCAAGAAGCUUUAUGAAAGUAUCGAGCAGCUUGGGAUGGAAGGAAAAGUGGAGGAAGCGUGCCACGCCUUUGAUGAAUGCGAGAAGGUAAAAUGGGAGCUGGAAAGAAUCAAGGAAGCAUAUUAUGCAAAGAACAACGGAGAAGGGAUGGGGAGAUGCACUGUGUGCGGAGCAGGCAUAGUUUUAAGUGAUACAAAAGUGAAGAUAGACAGGCACAUAAAGGGAAGACUUCACAAGGGACAUCUUUUAGUCCGAAGUAAGCUAGCCGACCUCUUAGAGAAGUUUGGAAUCACUAGUGUAGCAGAGAUAUUUCCAGAUGGGUUUUUAUUCAAGCACUUGAGAAGCCACCCCUUCUCUUCAUCCCUUUAG